Molecule: messenger RNA, 5062 nt
Organism: Phasianus colchicus (ring-necked pheasant)
Lineage: Eukaryota; Metazoa; Chordata; Aves; Galliformes; Phasianidae
Gene: ADPGK
Product: ADP dependent glucokinase
Biological process (GO): glucose metabolic process
Cellular component (GO): endoplasmic reticulum
Molecular function (GO): ADP-specific glucokinase activity
Source: RefSeq, a predicted model, not a curated record
UCUGAGUCACUGUAUGAAUCCAGCAGCCCUGUUCCCCUUCCCAUCACCUCUAACUAAAGUUUUUGGGAUGCUGGGCAGCUUGAGGGACGAGAAAUAAGGUGCUGCAUCUUGGUUGGGAGCUGACCGUUUCAUCUCUAAAUUACCUUUUCCAGGCAAAUCUAGGUCUGCAUUAGGUUAAAACAAGCAUGCACCAAAAAUGCUUGUUAGCUCUGUAACUGAACAGGUUCAGUAAGGGAACUUUUCUUCUUGUUGUCUUGCAGGAAUCAAGAUCAUAAAACAAAUCCUUCGAUUACCUUUGCAGCCUCUUUCAAGUUCACUGACAGAACUGGUCAUGGAGCCAGAAUGUCAGCAGCUUGCAGAGACCAAGUAGCAGUGGUUCCUCCCAGGCAGGUUUAAUGUGGAAACUGUACCUGUUCUGAGAAUAAAGAAAGACUUCAGUCUUCAGAGAAGCAAUACAGAACACAGCAUUAGCAUCAGAUGAAGAACUAAUCACCCCAAAUUGCAAUCAUGGCUAAUUCCCUGACAUGCUACACUAUUGGAUGGGUUAUCUGCUCGCUGUCCAACCCUCUGGUGGCACAGCACUAAUCACAGAGUCCCUGAGCUGUGUCAGUGCUGCAGGUGCCUUAUGGGCACUCUAAUGAUGACGUUCUGCGACAAGGCUAUAAAUACACAGGCUCCCACAGGUGAAGACCCGGUUGCACUGAGCAGCGAGGGGCUCCUGUUGGCUGCAUCCUCCAGCAGCACAGCAUUAACCAAGGGCUGCACCUGGGGAGCCCAGGGGUACGGCAGCAAGAUUCCAUAGCGUGUACAGCAGCAGGAAAAGGGCCAAAGGGAAAAAGGAUAAACUAGUUAAACAGAAAGUCCUACCGACAAAACCCCAAAAGCCUUCUGCCGCUCCAUCUCCUUUACUGUUUGUUUUGUCAGAGUUCGAGAAAGUGACAGCCACUCACAACACAGAGCUGAGGAAGGGAAUUAUCAGCCCUCAGCCAACGCAGCUGUCAAACUCCCGCACGUUUCGUCGCAGGCUCACAGCUGCCGCUCCUGCCGCUCCAGCAGCCGCGCCGCCCCGCUCCCCUCACAGCCCCGCUGCCAAGGCGGGCAGCGCUGCGCGCGGAGCUCGGGCGGAGCCGGGAGCGGGACUGAGAUCGUGAGCUGCGCUACUGAGGAAAAGGCUGAAGAACGCGGAGCAGAAAUACGGCCCGUGAGCCCACAGAGCGGCUGGGCAGUGGGGGACGGAGGAGAAAGGGCGGCCUGAGGGAGGAGAAAACGAGCGCAGCCCAUCCCGUGAGGACCGAGCCGUGAUGGAGGUCACCGGGACGGCGCUCCCCGCAGGCCCCUCGGUCUCCACACCACGGCACUCGCACGCCGCGGGCGGGGGCCAGGCUCCCCGGGCCGGACGGCCCCAGGACACGCCGGAGCCGUGAGGGAGCCGCUCCUCCCGCCAUUUCCCCUCACGAAGCACCGCCGCGCUCGCGCUUCCCCCUUAUUCCCGUAGCUCAGCUACGCCCGCUGCGCAGCCGCACCUCGCCGCGGUACGCAAACGGCGCAAGGACAGAGAGGCCGCGCAUUUCGCGCAGAGCCCGCCCCGAUUCCCGAAGCGGCUUUACGACAGACGGGGCCCGGAGGGGGCGGGGCGCCACGGAGGCGGCGUAAGGAAGGGCCCCGCGUCCGGCCCUCCCGCCUUCCUCCCCCCUCAGACGUGGCGGGGGAAGGGCCGCGCGAUGUGGCAGCGAUCCGCGUGCGUGGGCCUGCUGGCCCUGGCGCUGGGCUACCUUUGCCUGCUGGGCCCCCAGUCGCCCCCCUCCAUCCUACAGCACCUCUCCGCCUCUCUGCUGGGCGGGCUGAGCCGCGCCGGCUCCCUGGAGAACCGCAUGGUAGCGGCCUGGCAGGCGGCCAUCGUCCGCCCGGCGCGGGGCUGGGGGCGCGUCGCCGUCGGUGUCAAUGCCUGCGUCGACGUGGUUCUGUCCGGUGUGAAGUUGUUGGAGGCACUUGGUCUUAAACCUGGGCUGGGAAAAAAUCAUGACGUCCUGAACUCCAGACAGGACCUGAGAGAAGCAUUCACUCACUUCAUGGAGAAAGGAGCGGCUGCCGAACGCUUCUUCAGCGACGCAGAGUCCUUCCAUCACAUAGCACAGACUGCCUCGGAGCACCCUGGUGCACAGCUUUACGUUGGAGGCAAUGCUGCUCUCAUUGGUCAGAAGCUUGCAGCAAAUCCAGACCUGAAGAUUCUCCUUUGUGGCCCAGUUGGUCCCAAGCUCCAUGAACUACUAGAUGACAAUGUGGUUGUGCCACCUGAAUCCAUGCAGGAAAGAGAUGAGUUCCAUCUUAUCCUGGAAUAUCAAGCAGGUGAAGAGUGGGGACAAGUGAAGGCACCCAACGCCAACCGCUUUAUCUUCUCCCAUGACCUAUCAAAUGGAGCCCUAAAUAUGCUGGAAGUGUUCGUGUCCAGCUUGGAGGAGUUUCAGCCUGAUCUCGUGGUACUUUCAGGACUGCACAUGAUGGAAGGCCAGAGCAGGGAGAUGAGACACAGACGUCUUAUGGAGGCGGUAGCCUCCAUCUCUGACAUUCCUACUGACAUUCCUAUACACCUGGAGCUGGCCAGUAUGACUGAUCAGGACUUUAUGAGCAACAUUGUGCAUCAGCAGGUCUUUCCCCUGGUGAACUCCAUUGGUCUGAACGAGCAGGAGCUGCUCUUCCUCACGCAGUCAGCCUCUGGUCCCCACGCCUCCCUGGCUUCCUGGAAUGGCGUCCCUGACGUGGGUGCCGUCAGCGACAUCCUCUUCUGGAUCCUGAAGGAGCACGGGAAGACUGCGGACCGGGCCUCGGAUCUCACACGGAUCCACUUCCACACGCUGGCCUACCACAUCCUCGCCACAGUGGAUGGGCACUGGGGCAACCAGGUGGCUGCCGUGGCUGCCGGAGCCAGAGCGGCAGGGGCGCAGGCCUGCGCGACCGAAACCAUCGAUACUAGCAGAGUCUUUCUUAAAGCUCCUCUGGAGUUUGUGACCUCCCAGAUAGAGGCACCUUCCAAAAUAUCCUUAAAUCCAGAUGAGCCAGUGGUGCAUUGGCACAGAGAAGGCAUCUCCUUCCAUUUCACUCCUGUUUUGGUGUGCAAAGAUCCUGUGCGGACCGUGGGACUUGGGGAUGCUAUUUCAGCUGAAGGACUGCUAUACUCAGAAAUAAAUCUUCAGUAGAAGACUGAGGUCCCCUUUGUCUCCAGUACUGUGCGGUGUCUGAGGAACCGUGCUGUUAUCAUUAGGAUUUCAGCCAGUGCUGAUAUAGGAACAGAAUCAGGGUGCGAUAUGUUUUCUGGAUAUAACAGAAGAGCCAAAGAAUAAUUCCAGGUGUAAACUGUCAGAUACAUUCCAGUCACUUUGCAGUGACUAGAACACUUCACGUUUCAGUGCAGAGGUUUUCGUAUUUAAUGUGAAAAUUUGGCUUUUCUUUGUCUUAAGUAUUUGGGGAGGGACACAAAUAAUCAAAAUCCAUAUUUGGAGGAGGUCUGCUCUUUGUAACUGCACAUGGGCCUUGUCUGCUAGUGCUGGAAAAUGUGGCAGUCCUGAGAGCUUCCUCCCCCAUGGAUCCCAGGGAGAGCAGAGCACUGCUCAGCCCUGUCUUGCUUAUGAUAAAGUAAAAAUAGAAAACUCCUGCAUUAUCUCCUCACAGCACAUGGCUAGGUGGCAGGAGCAAACCUUCCGCUCAUUCAGUGUGCUGAUGAAAUCUGUUCCUGACAAAAUUACCUCUCAACCUCAGUGCCCCUGCAGCGGAGGGAGCCAGAGCCUGAAAAUGUGAUGCAACACUGUACCCACUCCUUGAAUGCACAGGUGGGCUCAAGGCAGUUUAAAUUAUUUUGGGUAUCUGUUCUUUCUGUGACUGACAAGAUUCAACUCGUUGCCUGCAGUUAGUCUUGGGGCAACUGAAAGUGAAGAUAUUCAGGGUUUAUAUUUGGGGAGACAGCUUUAUUUUUUUGUCGGGUAAACAACAAAACGUGACCUGUGUGCUACAUGCUAAAUGCCAAGAGCCACAGCCACAGGGGCUCGCUGCUUGCUCCUUUUGCUAACAGCUGCUUACAUGGGGCACAGCUUACAGCAACCAGUUGAGUGCUGGAGACUAACUUUUUAUUUGGGAACUCCUGUGUAGUUUUGUACAGUUUCGCUGCCUUCUGUUCAGAUGGAUUUAUUAGGGGAAGGCUCUCAGAAGCUCUAAGUGUUUUGCAGGGAAGCCUGAUGGGAGGAGCUUUUUUUUUCUUUGAUGAGGUCACUAGGCUGUCUUUGCUCUGGACAGCCUUUGAAAUUAAAAAAAAAAAAUAGAGCUGUGUCUUAUCAGUCCAAUUGAAUAGUAUCAUGGCCUUGCUAGUUUAGAAAUUUUGUUUAAUCUGUGUAUUGUUUAAUACUUUAUUUAUAUUUUUUACCUUUUGGUAAUAGACCACCACUGAUUGUCCAGCAUCAGUAUUCUUUUUGUCUCUUUUCCAGCAUAGCUUUGUCUCUGUCCACUUCCAGGUCCUAUUUCCAUAGCUAUCAUACAGAUAUUUUCAGUGUGAUAAUUAAAGGCAGCCAGUGUGUCCAUGCAAGUCUGUGCUGUACCAGGAUUGUAGGUCACUGUUUGCAUCCAAGCAGCAGGGAGGAGAGUCGGGAUCUCCUCGGCUGGAGGGAUCUGUUUCAGCAAGGCUGCUAUAUGGCAGUUAGUGAUGUUCUCCUGGUGGAAAACACCGUUGUGAAUACUCUGUAAGGACAAAGAUUGAUAGCUGUUUGAACAUCUAUGGACGUCAUGUAAAAUGUUAUCUGUCAUUAUGUGUUUAACUGCUCCUCUCCCUCUGAGCAAAGUUGUCUGUGUUGUACCAGAGGAGAAAUGGUCAGUGCUGUGUUUUCCCAUUGCGUGUCCCAUCCUGGCCUUCCGUUGGCUCUCAGUAUCUAUCUUAGUGCAGAAUCUUCUUAAACUGGAAGCCUUUCUCUUCAGUGUCUUUUUAAAACUUAUUAUUUAUAAACUGUAGCGCGGGACUCGGAGUUCUGGUUUAGUCUUCCUACAGGAAAAAAAAAACCAAAUAAAAAAUGUCUCCUGACAA